Argentina anserina (silverweed cinquefoil) is the source of this 2659-nucleotide messenger RNA. RefSeq lists its product as uncharacterized. The coding region runs from base 935 to 2659 and encodes 574 amino acids. NCBI's taxonomy places the organism in Eukaryota, Viridiplantae, Streptophyta, Magnoliopsida, Rosales, Rosaceae. The record is from RefSeq and is a predicted model, not a curated record. The transcript has 11 exons.
UGGGUUGGUGUUUCCCGUUAAUUGUUUCAGUUGAUUGCCUUCUGUUCUGUUCCUUUUAUUUCUAUAGGUCUGUUAUUUUUCUGUGGGUAUCUGAUAUUGUUUGAUGAUUUGGUCUUUCGUUUUUUUGCGUUUUCUUUUUAUAACUCUCUUCUCUGUAUAUAACUUUUUAUAUACAGAGAAGAGAGUUCAACCGAGAAAAAUGAUGGAGCAAUCUUCUUCUUACUUCCUAACACAGUAAUCUUCUUAAAGGCUGAUGAGGUGGCCUGCUCCCACUCCUGAGUCCGAGUUUCCACAAGCCGUCUUCCUUUAUUGAUUGUGAUGCAAGGAUUUAGGAACUUGGUUUGUCAUCUGUAAGGAUGCAGAAGGUGAUUUUGAGUUUCAAAUAUCAGGUUUUGUUUUUGUGCUUACCAUUUGUUGUGUUCAUAUACUUCCAUGUCUGUAGCCUUGCUGCAUGUUGAAUUUUUGAGGUGCCACACACAUCGCUCUUUUCUUGCUCUCUCUCUAUUUUUUUUAAGAAUGAUGGAACUUCCUCUCCAUGUUUAUCUAUCCUCUCUUAAGGAUGAACAUGAAAACGACAGUCACCCUGUGUUCACUAUGAAAACAACCCUCCUCUGCAAUAGGUUUGAGAUUCUACAGUGUGUUUUAAUUCUAAGCAAUAAUGAAUUAUGAUUUCUGAUCGGGUUGGGAAUCAUUUUUUUUAAGUUCAUCACGAUAGCUUCUGCGAAUUCGUUUAUGUAGUGAGUUUGCAUAUUUAUUUUUGGCAGAAAUAAUCAGGCUCCGACUGAUUGUUCUUCAUCAUCAUUGAGCCUAUGAAAGCUUGCUGCUCUUGGAUCGUAAUUGGAAGCUGCAUUUUUCAGUAGGUGUCCAGGCGAAUUUGUGUUCUGUUGUUUCUGGAAGGGAAGUUCUAAAUUCUGUGGAUUUUGUGGCAUUCCUAAUGGACAAUAAAUCAGUUGUGUCGCAGCAACCCCGCCGACAAAGGCCAUCCGGAAGAAUGCGGUUUUUUGAACAACAUCUUUUUGAUGGAAGUAAUGGUGUAGUGCCAAUUGAGGCCUCAACAGUUGCUCCAAAUCUUCUUAAUGAUGCCGUAGAUAUGACAGAUGCAACAUCCCAACAUGCAUCUGGGAACAUAGAGCUAUCUGAAGGGACAAUAGUUAAUGAGAAUGGUUUCAAUUAUGAUACAUCACGUGGAUCUGAAAGAAUGAAGUAUUUUCAAGAACAUCUUUUCCAAGAAGGUGAUCAUGCUACGACUUUUCCUGGGGAAGUAUGUACAAGAACACGCAGUCAAAAGAGAAAAUUUGAAAGAGGAGAAGCGAGCUGUGCUAAUCAAAGAAAUGUUCUUGGACAAGAACCAAAUGAUGAAGUUAUGGCUGUGAUUAUUGAGGACAAUGCAGUUAAUGAUGGAAGCAGUCAUAUGAAUUCAAGCGGACAGGCAUUUUACAAAAAAAAACGAGGAGAUGUGCUUACCGACUAUAACGAUAGUGGUGAUGAUGGAUAUAAAUGUGUUCACUGUGAUGCAAACUUUUGGUUGGGAGAGGCAAAUAAACGGAAAUCUAGAAGAGCACCCAUUGUUUAUACAGAAUGUUGUCAGAAAGGACGAGUCAAACUUGAAAAAUCAAAACCAACUCCUGAUUUACUUGAGCAAUAUUUAAAUCCUGACAAUGGUCGAGAUAGUGUACGUUUUCGACAAAAUAUACGUUUGUACAAUUCCAUGUUUGCGUAUACAUCGAUGGGUGCAAAAAUUGAUUAUGGUAUAAACAAUGGAUGUGCACCUUAUGUGUUUAAAAUUUGUGGACAAGUUCAUCAUUUGAUAGGAUCAAUGCUGCCACAAUGUGGUGAGGCUCCAAAAUAUGCACAAUUAUAUAUUUAUGAUACGUGUAAUGAAGUUUCAAAUCGUAUGAAUGCUAUUGAUCCUUCUCAUACUUCUAAAAUAGAACUAAAUAUUGUUGUUGCGCUUAUUGAAAUGUUUGAUCGCUUAAGUGAAUUGACUAAAACAUAUCGUGCUAUUAGGGAUAGAUUUCAAUCUGAUUCUUUACCUUCGUUAAAUAUGACUAUACUUGCUCCUCAAUCACGUGAUAAUAAGCAAUAUGAGCGUCCAACUAAUGAUGAGAUAGGGGGUUUAGUUGUUGGUGAUAUUGGUGAAUUUGAUUCAAACAAGGAUAUAAUUGUUCAAUCUACAGAUGGUAAUUUGCGUCGUAUUUCUAAAAUACAUCCAAAAUAUAUGUCGUUACAAUAUCCAAUAUUGUAUCCAUACGGUGAAGAUGGCUUUGAUAUAAAUCUAUUAUUGGAGCCAGUAGUAGGUAAAGAAGAUAAAGAACCAGACAAGAUGUCAAUGCGAAGUUUCAUCACAUAUUAUCUUCAUGAUAGAAAUAAUAGUAUGAACACUGUAUUGAAAGGGGGAAGACUGUUUCAACAAUUUUUAGUUGAUGCUUAUGCUACUGUUGAUGAAAAUCGUUUGGAUUAUAUAAGACAAAAUCAAGAUAAAUUUCGUAUUGCAAAAUGUGAUGAGAUUUAUACUAAUAUCUCAUUUGGAGUAGAAAAUAGUAGUGAUAUUGGACGAGUUAUUCUUCCAAGUUCUCAUACGGGUUGUCCAAGAGAUAUGAAAUUGUUAGAUAUUUUAAUAAGCAUUCGGGAUAUAAACAAGAAGAUAGACCUGAUAUAG